Molecule: messenger RNA, 498 nt
Organism: Phaedon cochleariae (mustard beetle)
Lineage: Eukaryota; Metazoa; Arthropoda; Insecta; Coleoptera; Chrysomelidae
Source: the annotation of a GenBank genome assembly
AUGGUAGGUCUACUAGUGGGGUUGAUGCUAGUGGGAAUAGCGACAGUGAAUGCUACCCCCAAAGUUGAAGAAUCUGCAUGGAACGAUCUUCUUCAAGUUGGAGGAGAUAUCAACAUAAAAAGCAAUGAUGUCAAAUCUGCAAGAAGUGAUGGUUCCCUAGAAGACCACAUAGAAACAUAUAUAAAGAACCACGAAGUAUCAUUCGAUCUACCAAUCAUUGGAUCAAAGAAAAUCUUCGUCCCCAUUCUGAUCUUCAUCCUGAUCAAGGCGAUGACUCUGAUCCCGUUAGCCUUGGGAGUGCUCGGCAUCAAAGCCUGGAACGCUAUCCAGCUGAGUUUCGUGUCCUUUGUUUCUGCUCUGGCUAUGGCAGUAUGGAAACUUUGUUCCAAGGUCCAUCAUGAACCGCCUCAGAUCAUACACAAUGCUUGGGAUUCACAUGCGCACCUACAUCACGAUAGGUCGGACGUUGCCCAACAGAUGGCGUAUGGGGGCCAGUGA